This is a messenger RNA of Closterium sp. Naga37s-1, 8592 nucleotides long. The record is from the annotation of a GenBank genome assembly. NCBI's taxonomy places the organism in Eukaryota, Viridiplantae, Streptophyta, Zygnematophyceae, Desmidiales, Closteriaceae.
AUGCUUGGCGCGGCGGAUCAUGAUGGUGACAAUAAAGGAGGUGAUACUAACGAAGAUGCUGGUAUUAUCGAUGGCGAGUUAGUGUUGGAGGGAGGAGAGGGAGGUGAUAUCGUUGCUGCUCCGUUGGUGUUAUCAGCUACUAUUGCUGAUGUUAGCGUGAAUGAUCCUCACGGUAAUAUCGAUGGCGGUUCCGCUUCCGCUCCGGGCGAUUGCGGCGCGGCUUCUAACGCCGCGACAGACAGUGUCGCAGCUACGUCUCGUGACUCGACGUCGCCAGGAGCUGGAGCCUCGUCGCACGGCCCUCAAGAAGUCGCAGGGGUUGUCGCACAGAACUGCAGCGAAAUCGCCGGAACCGUCGCAUCAUCAAUGGCGACCCAGGAGGCUGAAAUUGUCGCUCAGCCUGCCGCCGCCCCAUUACAGCCCCCGUCCGCGAAACUCGGCCGUCUCGACGAAACAGUACCCGCCACGUGGCAACAGCAAGAGCAGCAGCAGCAGCAGCAGCAGCAGCAGCAGCAGCAGCAGGAGCACUCGAGCACAAUACCAGACCACCACCACCACCACCACCUUCACCACCCCCUCUCCCCUCAAGAACCCCCCUUCCCCUCCCAGCGCCAGCCUUUCCGCGUGAUCCCCCACCCCCCCCGCCGCGACCUCCUGCGCGUUCCGCCGGGCGCUUGCGCGGAGUGCGGGGCGGACAAGGCGGGGUCCGCGGACUGCGUGCGUGCGCACUGCCACGAGGCGGACGAGGAUCUAGAGGCGGAGCUGGGGCCCGCCGCGUAUCACGCGCUGGGGCUGGCGGAGAUGGGGGAGAAGGUCGCGGAGGGGUGGAGCCCCGAGGAAAUAGAGCUUUUCCUGACUAUCGUCGAACUUUACCCGCAGAGUAAGGGUCUAGACUUCUGGGGACCCCUAAAACGGGCGUUUGCGUCUGCUGGAGGGCCGGAGGGGGAGGCUGGGGGGGAGGGCGCGGGGGGAGGUGGGGGGAUACUAGGGGGGAUGGGGAUGUGCGCGGAGGGGCGGCGGAGGAGGCGCGUGCGGAGUGUGAAGGAGCUGGUGAGCUUCUAUUUCAACGUGUUUGUGCUGAGGAGACGAGCCCUGCAGAAUAGGAUUCCGGGCAUGGAGGCAGAUUCUGAUGAUGAUGAGACGGAAUUGGUGGUACAAGAGGAGGAGGAGGAGGGAGAGGAUGAGGAAGAGGAGGGGGUGGAUGGGAGAGUGCAUGGAAAGGGGUUGAUUCUGGGUCAGCAGAUACAGGAGGGAGGAGGAGGGGAGGUGGGGGAAGGUGAGGGGGAUGAUGAGGAGGAUGAGGAGGAGGAGGACGAAGAGGAAGAAGAAGAGGAGGGGGAUGAAGAGGAAGAGAUGAGAGGGGGGUUUGUGGAGUACGGAGUGAGAGUCCAGGGUUUGGGUGCAGUUGGGAGUGGUGCUGCGGUGGAAGUGGUGGUGGAAGAGGAGGAAGAGGAGGAAGAGGAGGAUGAGGAGGAGGAAGAAGAGGAGGAUGAGGAGGAAGAAGAGGAGGGGGGGGAUGAUGAGAGAGGGGAGGAGGACGGCUUAUGUGAUUAUGGGGGUGGGGGAUAUGAAAUGCAGGGGUCAGUGGAGAUUAGAGAAGUGGGGGGAGUGGGGGAUGAGGAGGAGGAGGGAGAUGAUGAUGAUGAUGAUGAUGAGGAGGAGGAAGAGGUGUGUGUGAGUGGGGAGGAAGAGGAGGGAGAAGAUGAUGACGAGGAGGAGGAAGUGCAGGGGGGAGAUGAGGAGGGAGAGGGAGACGAGCAGGCGAUGCGGCAGUAUGGAGCGAUGCAAGGGAGGAACAUGCAAGGGAGGAAGAGGCGGCAUGUGCUCAUCACUAUGAAUGGAUCCGUACUGGCUCGCCCCGUUGCUGCUGGUGCUGGGGCAGGGGGGGCAGAGUGGGAGGACGGGGCAGCAAACCGGGCAGGAGACGGGGAAACAAGGCUGGUGAGCGGCGAGACGGUUGUGGGGGAGGAGCGAGCAGCAGGAGGGGAGCAGGGGGGUAUGCCGCUGCAGGGGAGGUCGAGAGCAGGAGAGGCGGACACACAGCAGAUGAAGCGUGACUUGAAGACGAUUCGUGCUUCAAUUGGAGAUGAGAGUCGGCCGUCGGGUCUGUUCAAAGCGCCAGCUGAUCGCCCACACAGGGUGAAGGAGAAGCGUGUCCAUGGGAAUACGUCAGCAUCACUCGUCGACACGUCAGCAGCGCAGUUCCACUCGUUAGAGGAAGGUUCCAGGAAGCGUGCAAGAGAUGAAAUGGAUCUUCCAGCAGCAUCAGCAGCAUCAGCAGGAGGAUCAUCAAGCGCAGCUGUUCAGUACACUUUUGAUAAUACCCAUAAUCUUUCAGGCUGCUCCCCCGCGAGCUCUCCUGCUCUUCCAUCCACUGCUGCACUUACAGACCCGUCCGCACUCACAUAUGCAUCUGCGCCUUCCCAGAAGCAGCACGUGUAUGCUCCGAGCUCUCCAGGUGGUCUCAUGCACUCAGGACGAGAAGAGCAAUCAGCAGGCGCUGCUGACGUGGCUGCUGCCAGCGUGGCGAAUGUCUAUGCUUGUGAUGGGAGCAGGGGAGCGGAAGACCUCGGGAUUGUACCUGCUGCUGCAUCCCUAGGUGCAGGUGUAGUUGCAGGUGCUACUCCCAGCAGUGCUCGCAGCCCUCGUGCGGAGGGUAGCAGCAGGCCUCAUCCCCGACUAUGCGCGCUUCUGCCCCUCGGGAUUGCCAGACGCUCAUGCAGCUCUCUCUCCCCGCCCUUUCCUCCCUCCCCUUUCCCCCCAGGCUGCAUCAGCGUGCGCAGAGUAGCAGCAGGCCUUAUCCCCCGCUAUGCGCGCUUCUGCCCCUCGGGAUUGCCGGACGCGGCACAGACGCUCAUGCAGCUCGCGGAUUGGUGCGUGGCGGAGCUGCUGCAGCGCCAGGGGGAAGCGGGGGAAGCGGGGGAGGGGGAAGCGGAGGGGGGGAGAGGCGCGCAGGGCGAAGCAGGGGAGGGGAGAGGCGCACAAGGGGAAGGGGCGGAGGGAAAGUCCGAGCAGGGGGAAAGGGGGGUGCAGGGGCAGCAGGGGGGGUCAGGGGCGCGUGAGAAAGCUGGUGGAGGGGAAGCAGGAGGAGGAGCAGCAAAGGAAGAAGAAGGGUCGGGUAUGGAACAAGGCCCUGGCGAUUCCAUGACUGCCACUCCUGCAGAGGCAUCAACAGAAUCAGCAGCAGCAGCAGCGACAGCAGCAAGGGCCGAGCGCCCUGUACCUGGUGGUACCAACAAAGCAGCAUGCCGGCGCAAUCUCGUCCCGCCGCCCGACGACUCCAAGGUCAUCAUGGCGACGGUGCGGUCGGCAUUUCUCGGCCUGGCGUCCAUCCUGGCUGUAGCGGCGGCUGCAGCAUCUGCUACAGCCCCCUCCUCCCGCACCUCUGCUCCGGCGUACCUCUCCUCUGCUGUGUCUCGGGAUGUGGCCCGAUUCCUCCUGUCGCACCUCCACCCUGAUUGCACUCUGCCCCUGCCUCCCUUUCAUGCUCCUGACUCGGCUGCUGGUGAUUCUGCAUCUGGUGGUGUUGAUGCUGGUGCUGCUGCUGGUGGCGAUUUCAACGCUCCUUCCUCUGUCACCGAGUUGAGUGGAAGUCUUUUAGCAGGAGAUGGAGUAGCAGCAGCAACAGUGGCAGCAUCAGCUGAUGGAAAACGGGGGGUUUCUCCUGAAGCUGGUUCUUUGUAUGAUGCGGAACGGAAUCGAACCGGAUGCAGCAGCACCGCAGUAGGGUUACCACCAGAACUAGGUUCGGACGACGGAGGCCUGGAGCUGACCUCAGGUCCGGAGCUAGCUUCGGUAAAGCAGAUCGUGGCAGCGGCGGUGGUUCGGGCGAUGCAGCUACAGCCAGAGGCGAUGUUAGGGGCGGCGAUAGAGCAGGCACGGACGGGGGGAUGUGGAGGGGUUGGGAGGGGUGGUGGUGAGAGACAGAGGGGUAAGCAGGCGAUUUCGUUUCUGCUGCAGGUGACUGCUGCUCGGGAGGUGGUGGGUGGGGAGGAGGAGUGGGAGAGUAAGGAGGGCAGGAAGGGUAAGAGGGCAAAGGUGAGUGAGAAAGAGAAGAGGGAGGAGAAGGAAGAAGGGGGGGAUGAAGGGGUGGAGAUGAAGGAAGGGGAUGAGAAAGAUGACAAGAGAAAGGGAGGAGAAGAGGGAGGAGAGAGAAGGGCAGCAGCAGCAGCAGGUGAGAGUGAGAAGGAGGCUCGUGGUGGUGAUGGUGAUGAAGGUGAUGAAGGGAUAGGACUGAGGAAGGAGAAGAUGGGAAAAGCAGAGGAGGAGAAGGAGGUGGAAGAGGCGGAGGGGGUAAGUGCAUCAAAGAUGGUUCCCAAGGAAGAGAAGGAAGACUUGAGGGAGGCUAGGGGGGGCAGUGAAGGGAGGGUGGACAGGGAGGGUAGGGAAGAUAAGGAGGGGAGAGAGGAGUUUGGGCUGCAAGAGGAGACGGGCAAGGAGGAUAGUGCCAGGAGCAAGAGGAAGAGAGCGCAGGAGGAGCAGUCAAGCAUGGCAUUCCAAGCCUUGGAUGGACGUCCGGAGUCGCUUCGGUGGCUAGCAGCGGUGCUGCAGCAGACUGGUGGUGGGGACAGGGGCGAGGGCGAGAGGGACGAGCGGGGAGGAGUGGGGAAGGAGGCGCAGCAGAGGGAAUUAGAGAGGGGUGGGGCGGCAGGAGGAGCAGGAGCUGCUGCUGCUGCUGCUGCUGGUUCAGGUGUUGCAUCAGGUGCUGGCUCAGGUGUAUCUGGGUGGUCGUGGGACGGGGAGGUGUUUACUGUGACGCGGUUCCUGGAGCUCACCUUCUGCUCCGAGGCAGGGGCACCUGUCCCGGUGGAGGGCGUAUCUGGGGAAGGCCACAGGACGGUUCUGCGCUCCCUCUUUGAGAAAUUCGGGCCGGUGGAUGAGGUGGUCGUGGUGGCGGGCGGCGGGGUAGGUGGGACUGGGGUAGGUGCUUCUGGGAGUGGUUUCGGAGGGGGUGUUGGUGGAGGUGAGGAGCGGGAUGGGCUGGGAGGAGGGGGAGGGGGAGGAGGGAGAGGAGGGGGAGGAAGGGGAGGAGGGGGCGGGGGAAGGGAGCAUGGCACGCCAGUGCAUGUGGUGGUAACGAUGGUGACUGUACGUGAGGCUGUGAGGGCGAGGGAGGGGCUGAAUGGGGUGGUGCUGUGGGGGAGAAGGCUGCACGUGCGCUUUGGGGAUGGACCGGGGGGGGUGUUAUCUGGGGGAGGUUUACCUGGUGGGGGUAUACCUGGGGGCGGCAUGGGGGGAGAGAGAGGGGUGGAGAUGGGUCGAGCAGGUACGCCUCCUCUUCCUCUGCCUCCUGCUGCGACUGCUAGUGGGGGUUCUGAUUCUCUGCCGCCUGCUUCUCGGCUGCAUGUGUGGGUGGGUGGCGUGAACAGUGCGAGUGCGAAGGAAAGCCUGCUGCAGCGGCUGGCAUCUGCCGGAGUCCCGCCGCCCGCCCAUGUGUCGGUCCUAGUCAGCGCCAGCGCACUGCUCCUGGAAUUCAGGAGGCAGGAGGAUGCCAACAUGGCCCUGUUGUUCUUAAAACGAGGGGUGGUGCCGGUGCCAGCAGCAGCGGCAGGAGGAGCAGCAGGAGGAGCAGCAGGAGGGGCAGCAGGGGGAGGAGAGGGAGAUGGUGCAGGGGACAGUGGUUAUGUCCGUGGUGCCACUCCUGCUGGUUCUGCCUCUGCUGAUGGUGGUGGAGAUAGUGGAUUGGCAGGAGGAUUCAGAAGAGGGGGAAGUAGAGAGAGGGGUUACUCUGUAACCAAGACUCCUCCUCUGUCUGCUGCAGCAGCAGCAGCAGGGUCACCAUCACCAUCGCCAUCACCAGCAGCAGCGGCUGCUGCCGGCCCUGGUGGUGGCUUUGGAGGGUUCUCCGGCCCUCACGCUCAUUCUUCCGCUGCUGCUGCGGCAGCAGCAGCGGCGUCUGCUGCUGCGGCUGCAGCUCUUUCCCCUGUUAUCCGCGGCUCAGGAUCUGCCAUCCCCUCUGCAACAGCCAGCACCACACCAUCAGCAGCAACAGCUGCACGAGCAGCAGCGGCAGCAGCAACAGCAGGCACGCCAGCAGCACUGGCAGCACCAGGAGCAGCAGGGGUGGGCGGGUUUACCCCUACCCACACAACAACCCAGCAGGCUCUAGCAGCGGCUGUAGCGGCAGCAGCAGCCAACACCCCUGGCGCGCAGGCUGUAGCGGCGGCAGCAGCAGCCGCGUCAGGGAUGACGUCAGCGCUGGUGGUGGGCGGCCCGUCUGCCGCCCGGCACCUGUGGGUGGGGAAGAUCGAUCCAACGGUUCCCGAGCACGAGAUCCUGUCGGCGUUUGCGCAGUACGGCGAGAUCGCCAGCUGGCGCUUUGUGAAGCCGCCAGGUCAGCAAGAGGGAGGAGCGGGAGGAGCAGGCGCAGGAUCUGGGGGGGUAGGGGUUGCUGGAGGGUCUGGUUCUGCUGGUACUGGUCUUGGUGGUAGUGCUGGUGCUGGUGCUGGUGCUGGUGCUGGUGCUGGUGCUGGUGCUGGUGCUGGUGCUGGGGCUGGUGCUGGCGCUGGCGGUGGUGGUUUUACUGGUGGGGAGAGUGAAGGAGGAAGCACGGGAGCAGGAGGGGCGGCAGAGGGAGGGAGGGGUCAGUCUGGAGCUGCUGCUCUGGUGUCGGCGUUUAUUGAUUUCCGGUCGGCAGAGUCGGCUAUUUUGGCCCGGUCUCGACUCAACGGGGCACGAUACGGCUGCGCUAACAUCCAGGUUGAGUUCAAGCAUGCAGCAUCACGAGCAGCACCCUCCCCCCAACACGCCUCCCUCUCCCACCUGCAUCACCUGCACGCCCUCUCCCCCGCAGCUCGCCUCAUGCCCCUUGCCUUCCUCCCCAUCCCAGGCCUCCCCUCCCACCUCCCCUUCACCCCCGCUGCCGCCCACACUCUCGCCGCCCAGUCUGCCGCCGCCCACACCCUUGCCGCCCAGUCCGCUGCCAGCCUCAGUGCAGCAGCAGCCAUGGCUGCGUUCAGCCUGUCUGAAUCCGAGUUACAGGGGAUUUUCACGGCUGCUGCGGCAGGCAGGGGGUAUGUGACGCGUGUGCGGAGUGCGCGGUCGAUGAGGGGUCCGUGCCGGUUCAUCGAGUUUGACCGAGUGGAGGCGGCUGCUACGGCCCUCAGGAACAUUGUGGCUUCGGAGCGAUUUGAUUCGGCAGUCCAAGUGCAGUUCAGUGGCGGUGGUAGUGCUGCUGGUGCUGGUUCUGGUGGUGUUGUUGGUGCUGGUGCUGGUGGUGGUAACAGUGUAACAGAGGAAAGUGCACCGAGACUCACUGCAAGUGGCAGCAGCAGCAGAUGGGACAUUCGCGAACCCUCUCAUCCCCAUCCUCAUAUCCCCUCCUCCCAUUCACACGCUUCCGCCUCCCAUCCACACAUCCCCUCUUCCCAUCCGCACACACCCUCUUCCUCCACCUCUCUCCCACCCCACCCCUCGCACCACGUGGGUUCUACUAGAGGCAGGGGGGCAGGUGUAACUACAGGUGGAAUGCCAGAUGUUACAGUAGGUGUAACUACAGGUGUAACGGCAGAUGUAACAGCAGGUGUAACGUCAGGUGUAGGGGCAGCAGAUGGAGGAGGGGCAAGCUUUGAGAUAUCUCGGAAGUGGGAUAGUGCACGGGUGGGAGAUGACUUUGCAAGUGGGAUGACAGGAGCAGGAGCAGGGGCAGCAGCAGCAGCAGCAGCAGCAUCACCGAUUGGUACAGCUUUUGCGUCUCUUCCUCCUCCUCCUCUUCCCCCUCCGCCGCUUUCUCCCCCUCCAUCCGCCAUUGUUCCUCUCCCACCCACUGCCGCCCCUGUCACUCCUCUCCCGCCCCUCCCACCCCCCGCAUCGUCUCUCCCCCUCACAGACUCAACAGACAGGGCUGGCUUGUUGGGGGCUCCAAGGGAGGGAGAGGAGAGAGGAGGAAGAGGAUUGGAUGGAAGGGCAGGAGAAGGGGGAGCAGUUGCAGCGGGUGAUGCAGUGGGUGGUGCUGCUGCUCCUGCUGUGGGUAUGGAUAUGGGUAUGGAGGGUAUGGGGGCACAUGAGGGCAUGGGAGCAGCACAGGAGGAAACAGACAUGGAUUUUGAUGAUGAUGAUGGUGCCACUAUUAAGCACAUGCAGCAGAUCAGAGGCAGUCGCUACGACCCGGCCCUUGCUGCAGGCCAGCACGAGCCACUCGGGUGGCCUGAUAAGUUGGAUGUGACAAAGCGGGCAGAUUUCCGGGCAGUGCGAAACACUUUCAAUGCCUGCCCCAGCUCUCGGAGGGAGGUGUGCCUUCUCGUCCCGCUGCCCUCCUCAUCCUCUGCUGCUCGCCCAACCGACGCUGCUGGCCCAUCCUCUGGGGACUAUCUGCGGCAGAAGAAGCUUCGUCUCAUUCGUCUCCUCGUCCUCUCCCGUCCUCCCCUUCCCCCCCUCUUCACAUGCCCACAGUUCACGCGCAUGGUGGACUAUUUGCGGCAGAAGGAGCGUGCAGGGGUGGUGAAGAUCCCUCCGGCCAAUGGCGUGUGGCCACGUAUGCUCUAUGUGCUGCCGUGGUCCCGGGAGAUGUGUGAGCUGCUGGGGGUCACUACCGACUCCCCUGACUGCCUGCUCGGUCUCAUACUCCCAGCUGUGCCGCUCCCCGCCCACUGA